Vicia villosa (hairy vetch) is the source of this 624-nucleotide messenger RNA. Its product is annotated as AT-hook motif nuclear-localized protein 29-like. Gene Ontology annotation, biological process: vegetative to reproductive phase transition of meristem. The record is from RefSeq and is a predicted model, not a curated record. Bases 1 to 624 code for a protein of 207 amino acids. Gene Ontology annotation, molecular function: DNA-binding transcription factor activity; minor groove of adenine-thymine-rich DNA binding. Lineage: Eukaryota; Viridiplantae; Streptophyta; Magnoliopsida; Fabales; Fabaceae. The transcript has a single exon. Gene Ontology annotation, cellular component: nucleus.
AUGGCACCACAAAUGCAAAUUCAAACACCAAACACUAAUAACACCACUGAAAACAAUAACCAUACAUCAUCUUCGGUUGUCGGUCCUCGCCCCCGAUGGCGUCCCCUUGGGUCGAAGAAUAAGUCUAAGGUUCCUGUCACAAACACAAGUGGCAAUCCUGAUGGCCAUGUUUUUGAGAUAUCUGCUGGAGCAGAUGUCUCAAAGAGUAUCUUUAAUUAUGUUUGUCGUCGAAGGAGACGCAUAAACAUCAUUAGUGGAAAUGGAGAGGUGGCGCAAGCUACACUUCGUCAAUCAACAGGAAAAGUUGUAACUCUUUGUGGAAGAUUCCAAAUUAUUGCGAUAUGUGGAACAAUUUUUCCUUCGCAUGCACCAAGGAUGGAGUGUGGAUUGGAAGUUUUAUUGUCUGGUACUGAAGGACAAGUGGCUAGGGGUAAUGUGAUUCCCCCUUUGGUGGCUUUCAACUCCGUGUUUUUGGUUGGAACUCCUAUUGCAAAAAUUGUAUUUGAAAAUGUGUCUUUGGAAGCUUACAACCAGAAUAAACAAAAAGAAGUUAGCUGUGAUGCAAAUGGACAUGUGGCAAAAGGUGGUGGUGGUUUGUUAAAUGGUGAAGGAUCAACAACUUAA